This is a messenger RNA of Biomphalaria glabrata, 1963 nucleotides long. RefSeq names its product cytochrome P450 2J1-like. Lineage: Eukaryota; Metazoa; Mollusca; Gastropoda; Planorbidae. Gene Ontology annotation, biological process: xenobiotic metabolic process. The record is from RefSeq and is a predicted model, not a curated record. Gene Ontology annotation, cellular component: cytoplasm; intracellular membrane-bounded organelle. Bases 147 to 1613 code for a protein of 488 amino acids. The transcript has 4 exons. Gene Ontology annotation, molecular function: iron ion binding; oxidoreductase activity, acting on paired donors, with incorporation or reduction of molecular oxygen, reduced flavin or flavoprotein as one donor, and incorporation of one atom of oxygen; heme binding.
CCAGUUUCUAGUUUCUAGUAUGAGCCCAUGACUUUACCAUGUAUAUAAGAAUCCCUCUUUUAAGUCUAAAUUCAGUGAACAGAACCUAAAGGCUCAACUUUGUGAAUUCCUUUUAAAGUGCACAUCUCUCUUGUGUGUGUAACACUAUGGACCUCUACACACUGGGUUUGAUCUUCUUCACUUCACUACUAGUCUACGCUUACUACCGCCUCUCUAACAAAACCCUGAAGGUGCCCCCAUGUCCAGUCAGACCAUUGCCCAUCGUGGGUCAUUUGUUGGCAUUGAAGGCAGACCAGAGACCACAGUUCAAACAGUGGCGGGAGCAGUGUGGAGAUAUUUUUAGUGUUUACCUGGGAUCUAAACUUCUGGUGGUCAUCAAUGACUUUCAACUCAUUAAAGACACGUUUGUGAAAAGAGCAGACGACUUCUCGGACAGGCCAGUCAUGUUUCUGGAUGAGAUGACAGGCCAAAAAGGCAGGGGAAUCGUCAUGAAUUCUGGCCACGUUUGGAAGGAACAGAGAAGUGUAGCUCUAUCUAUAUUACGCAAAUUUGGCUUCGGCAAAAAUGUUUUGGCUGAGAGAGUACAAGAAGAGGUAUCGCAUUAUCUGGACUACUUGAGCAGUUAUGAUAGUAAGCCCGUAGACAUUAGAAAAAUAACCACAGAAAGUACAGCUAAUAUAAUCUGCUCCAUUCUAACUGGGAAAAGAUAUGAAUACAACGACCCUACCUUUCAAAAACUUAUUAUGGAAAUCGAAAACUUUUUUUCUUCUAACAAACAAGAGGCUGUCGUAACAUUUUUUCCUCUUCUGAAAUAUUUACCUGGACAUCACAAAAUGGCGCAGAAUAUGAAUUACAUAUUUAGUAUUCUCAAAGAGUUCAUAGUCAAAAGCAAAGACAAAGAUCCUGAAGAUAAUUUUAUCGCUUCUUAUGUCUCUGAAAAAGAUUCCAGAAUUGCAAUAGGCGGGGAUACUUCGAUGGAUGAGAUCAAUCUAUUGCGAUCAGUUUUUGAUCUGUUUAUUGCUGGAACUGAGACCACCUCGACCACUAUUUGCUGGUUUGUGCUCUAUAUGUUGAACUAUCCACACAUUCAGAAAAAGAUUUUUGAUGAAAUCGAGGCUCAUAUUGGAACUGAACGAGUCCCUUCCAUUCAGGACAGACCUAAGCUCGUAUACCUUAACGCUGCCAUUAAAGAGACACAAAGAUUGUCCAGUAUUGCGCCACAAGCUGCCUUGAGAAUGUGUUCCAAAGAUCUCACCAUUGGAGAAUUUACACUUCCCAAAGGUUCUUUGAUGGUCCCGAACCUAGACUCUGUCUUGUUGGACAAAAAAAUCUGGGGAUCAGAUGCUGACGUCUUUAACCCAGACAGAUUCAUUGACGCAAAAGGGCAGCUAAAGAAACCCGAAGAGUUCAUUCCCUUUGGAGUUGGACGUCGUGUUUGUCUUGGAGAAUCAAUGGCUAAAACUGAGCUGUUUCUGUAUCUAAGUUCUUUAAUUCAAAGAUUUCACCUGCUUCCAGUUCAUCCAGAUCAACCUCCACCAAUGGACUAUAUUUAUGGACUUACAAUGAUUCCCAAACCUUACCAACUAAGACUUGUUGAACGGGCAUCGAUUUAAAUUCAAGUUUACACUUUCUAAGAUUUGAUUUUGUAAUAAGAUAGCACGCCCAAUCAAUUCUAUGUUUAAACACCUACAUCUCCUUCAUAUGGCAUCCUUCAGUCGUAAAGUGACUUUUAAUCACCUCAUGGAAAUGAGAUGAAUGCCUGGGUAUUAGAUGUGGUCGAUGUCGAUCUAACAGACUCACUCCUUCAUAAUUUUGUACAAAGUCUAUAUAAAGAGUUCUACAGUAAUCAGUCAUUCUAGUUAUUUUGAAUGUACUAUUUAACAAACGAUUUCAUAUUAUAAAACAUAUAGUGGCUAAAGAAGUUUGGAUAAACUCCUCUAUAAAUGCAUAAGGAAUGUGUGUC